GUGCCGGGCGGCUGCUGGCUCUCCCGUCCCGUCCCGUCCCGUCCCGAAUCGUCCGGUGCCGGGGAUGUCCGGCGGGGGCAGCCGGCGGCGGGCCGGCCCCUCCUGGCACAGCACUUUCUCUCGCUUCUUCUCCAGGAGCCCUCCCGGCGAGGGGGCGGCGAACAGUUCUGAAAACAAACGGAGUGAAGCCAUAAAUUUAAAGAGCAGCCAAAAGGAAAGCACAGCUCYGCCUGCACUUUUUAAGGCUUGUCAAAAUGAAGAGAAGAAUCAUUCCACAGAAGAACUUAGCAAGUCUGAAAUMCAGGAGGAACUGAAAAAGGCCAAUAGCCUUCCUAGUUUGACUCCUGGAAUCAAAACAGCAGAUAAAGACAAGCAACCCCGAGAAGGCUUUUUUCAUUUCCUUGGAAGCUUAUUUAAUAUUGCAACAAAAUCUUCUUUGGUUGAAUCUAAACCUUCUACCUUCAAAGAUGAACCCAACAGAUGUGAAAAGGAUUUACAGAGCACAAAUACCCUUCCAAAGGACAUGCAGCCAAAGCAUCCAAAAACUGAAGAGUCUACAGCUAGGAAAAAAGAGGAUUCUGUUAAUAAAAAUGAUGCCAUCUUAAAUAAUAUUGGGAAAGAUAUCUCACGAGAUCUCCAAGGAGGCUGGAAACARUCUUCAGAUACAGAAAAACACAAACGACAGAAGCCAGAAGCACCCGCAGUCACUUACGCAACGUAUCGGGGUUCUGCAAGGAUCAGGCAGCUCCUGAAGAAUCAAUCAGAAAUUGGAAAAGGAGGAAAAAGUCCUGAGAACGGAAAUGCUUCAGCGGUCAAAGAAAAUGGAGAAGUCCAAACAGCUCUCUCUCUGGAAUCAGGAUGCCUAAUAGAAGAAAAUGGAAGACAUGAGGGUAAAGAUCACCAAGAUGAUGCCCUAUUAAAUUCUUCUGCAGUUAGAAUGGGAUGCCAACAGUCGGAUAAAACUCAGCAUUGCCUGAGCAGAAGUAAACAUGAAAUAACUUCGGAGGCCACAAUGUCAUUCACUGAAUCGUGUCAUGAGUUAGACUUAAAAAACACACCUGCUUUAGCUGCAACAAAAGUUAAAAGGACRUUUUCAUUAGAUUCAUUACUGCCAUUUAGUUGGAGAAACAGUGGGAUCUUAACCAAUUCCUCUUCCCAGAGUACUCAUUCCCUUAAGGUCAGUUCUGCAAACAAUUUGGUUGGAAAAGAAGAUGGACUGUCAGGAGAGGCAGGAACUCUGUUUCAGACAGACAAAAAUACCACUUCUAACUUUGAUAAAGAAAAUUAUUGUAGUAAAGCUAAUAAGGAGUCCCCAAAAGAAAUACAGGAUGAUUGUUUACAUUCACCCAAGUCAAGAAUCAAGACAGUUAAUGAAGAGCUGCAGGUGAGGAAGGGAGAAUGUUGCUGUGAUCAUCAAGUGGAUAAUCACUUAGAGAGGGCAUUGGAUGUCCAGAGGCUUCAUUUCAGUACSACUGCAUUUCAGAAGCAAGCAGAUCAGCAUACCAAGAGUGCCAAUAAAGAUAGGGAUCCAAGAAACAGUGAUUCACAGAAAAUUGUGGSAGCUGUAGAAAGAGAGGAAAAUCCACAGAACUGUCCGGCUACUGUUCUUCCUUUUGAUGAACGAAUACCUACUUCACUUAGCAUGGAAUCCAGAGGAGGAAAGUGCAUGGCCAGAGGUAAUCUAACCACUUCAGUGUCAUCUGUUGGACACGCUGAAGAUACAGUCAUGGGCAGGGGGACUUGUAAUGAAGAACUGAGUGACUUAGAGAAAGCAAUGCAUGUACAGGAUGGACACAAGCAAAUCCAAGUGGAGAAUUCUACAGAUGCUGCCACACAGCAGACUAGUUUUGCUUGUCUAGAGACAGAGUGUGUGGAAACAAUGAAGGUUUUGUCUGAGGUUGCAGUGGAAAAGGAAAGCUUUUCCAGCCCAUCACUGUGUGUACAUGGGCGUCAAAGUGUGAAAACAAAUUUUGAUGAGCUGACAGCACCUCUAACCCACGAGUCUAGCUCUCCAUCUAUGAUGGUUUCUCCUUCUGCCUUGAGAUCUGAAGGAAAGCUUUUGACCAACCAUUCUGCUUUCAUCCACGAAGAAGCCAAUGUAGACUUGAUUUCUGAGUCUCCACCUGUUUCUGAGAAGAGGUUUAUUAAUUUUUCUUCCAAGAAGGAAGACAGCAAUAAAUUGUGGAUAUCACCCACAGCAAUUGAUUCUUCAUCUGACAAACAAGGAAAAAUGCUCCCUUCUGCCACUAGYUCUGAAAAUGGCCAAAUUGCUGCUUCUGAACAGGACAGUUUUAUUUUUCCAGCUGCAGAGUCUAGRAGAAUAAUCCCUGUGGACAGGACGACCGAGGGGUCACCUUGCUCAGGAGACCUGAGGACUUUGUGCCCAGCAAGUUCUCUGGAACCUGAGAUUACUCCUGCUAUGCUUGAUGGAAUAGCUGCAGGGGUUGUUGGCAUCCUCAGGCCCAUUUCUCCUCUGGUAUCCAGAGAAGCCUUCAGUCUUCCUGUUUCUGCCGUGGAGAUGUCUGACACUGCUCAGGGGAACAGCAAUUCUUCCAGUCACAGGGCUAGUGAUGGGACAGAUGAGGCCUUCUCCACACAACAGGCUGACAGCGGUGUCCUGGCAGAGGCAAUGGCAUCACCAAUCUGUCCCUUGGAAUCUUUGGAUGCUGCAUCCAAGUCAGCCCAUUCUGAGAGUGUGUGCAGGGAUGCUGUGGGACAGGUGAAUCUUGGUGCUUCUGCUGUCUUGGAAGCCCCUUCUGGCCAAAAAGCUGCUGCACCUGCCCAGGCAAACAGCCUCUCUUCUGGGGAAGAAUGGGGAAAUACCGAUGUGGAGGGACAGGAAUGUUCUUCUUUCCCAGAUGCUGCUGUUUUGUUGAAGGAAGCUGAAGAAAUAGUGAACUCGGUCUUAUACUUGGCUACAGAAGAAAUUACAGCAAAAGAAGGCUUUGGUGUCUGCCACCCUUGUGGGAGCAAGGAUAGUUUUAAUACAGAUAYUGCAAAUUAUCAGAAGGCUGAAACUGUACAGCUGGCAGCAGCAGAAAUCCAGUCAGCUGUGCAAUCAUUAAAAGACUUUAAUGAGACCGGUGAAGGAGGCUCAUCUUCGUUUACAGGAAAUGAAAGAGUGGAUACAAAUAAUCAAGUUGAAAAGAUACUCUCUUGCAUCACUGAUAAAAUUGACCUAAAUAGGGUGCUAGYACUGAAAGCGAAAGAAACAGUUGAUGAGGUCAUUAACUCAGCCAUACAAAAACUGGCAUCGAAUCAGCAGCAAGGCAGUGAGAGGAAAAGGAUUUUUGGAAAGGUUCAGCCUAAACUUGAGGCUGAAAUGCCAAAGACAUUAAAUCUGGAUAUGAAGUUUCCUGCCAACACCCAGGAACCAGURGAGAUGGGUGAAACUCACACUGUAAAUGUAAACUGUGAAAAGGCAGAGUGCUUGGGUCCUCCUUUGCUUCCAAAUAGUAUGGAAAAUGGCAUAGAUUGGUCCCAAAGAGAUGAAAAUAUACCAAAUAAUGCAAUUACUUCUCAAACAAAUGGAGUUCUUCCCUCUGGCAGUUUAGCAAGGCCAGAAACAGAUCUUCUGACACCAGCAAAAGAGAGGCACAACGGAAAGGUGUGUGACCAUCUGGCUGCAGCAGAAAYGUGUGGCAAAGUAUCAAAAACGAGUAGAAAAUCUGAUGGAACUUUACAUUUUAUAGAUAGAGAUGCAACUGUGACUGAAGAAAUGCUUUUGCCAUUGCAGUUAGAAGGUUCAUGCAAUAAUACAAAUAUGCCAGAGUGCACGCUGCUGCCAGCUGUAAAUGUUAAUUUGUCAUCUUUUAUGCCUGGUGAAGAAUGUAUUAGCCUGCAGAGUGAAUCCAAAGAUAAAAGCAGCCCUCAUAUGUCUCUGGAAAGCAAUGCAGAGGACAGUCUGUGCGAACACUGUGGGAAAGAGGCUGCAGAAGAAGUACCUGUAAAAGUAAAAGCAGCCUUUCAAAGUUCAAAGGCAGUGGAGAGUGAAGAGGAACUAGCAGAAGGGGCAAGGGAGGGAGCAGAGGUUAAUACGGGAUUAGAUACACCGUCUGUGGUACCUGAAUUGUCUGCUAUUGGAGAGGGCAGUGAGGGGAAACGCUGCUUCAACACAGUCUUUGCCCAGAAUAAUGAGAAUCUGAAGCAGGCACAGACAAAGGAUCAAGACAUGGAGAGAAAUAAUCAGCUUGAAGAAAAUGGCCUGGACAGCAGCAAUGACAUGAGGGAACCAACAGAACUUUUGGCCUCUUCUCCACUGAUUGAACAGUGGGAAAACAAUUCCUUUACCAUCAUUUAUGAAGGUGCUCUUCAAACUGAGAACAAAUCUGUCUCCACUGAUGAUAUGCAGACUGGUUUGCUUUCUCCUUCUGAUUUGCCUUCAGAUAAUAUAGGUCAUCUAAGGUGUGACAGAACAAGGAAUAAGCAGGAGUCAGCCUGUCUGUAUGGGCAGGACAGCAAGGUGACUGACGCAGCAGAGAGCCGAGGCUCAGAGUCAUUCCUGAGUGUGGAGGCCAAGCGCUACAGGGUUUAUCCCUUCUCCCUGUCUCCCAUCUAUGAGGAUGACAGCUCCCAGGAAGAUCUGCUGUCCACGGAUGUGUCUCCAGAAAGCCGUCCUGGGGGAGUCUCUAAAGACAACUCUGACCCCUCUUCCGUGCUUUCCCUCCUCCAGUCGGUGUCUGAGCGGCUGCAGUUCAGCRCUCGGUUCAGCAGAGAGGAGGAAGAUGAGGAGGAUGGAGUGGAGGAAGAGGAAGAAGAAUCAUCAUAUGAGGAAAAUGUUCUUGAUGCUGAGAGAGAAGACAACUGCCUUUCCAGUGGGUGGACAGGGAAUUUUAAAUCAACCCCCCAAYUGAACGACCAAAGUAGAUCUUCUUUUCCCGAACCAUCAUUUCUUCUUUCGAAAGAACAGCUUGACUCACAGAAGCGACCAGAACGGCUUCUAGAUGUGGCUUAUUCCAGUCAAACACCUUGCAAACCAGUUCCAGAGAAAGCUGAUGCUGCUGUAGCACAUCCUCCUACAAGUGUGUAUUACCAGUAUUUGAAAUCUGCCCGCAAUGGCUCUUCUGAGAAGGGGACCAGGUUUGGAAGCAUCCUCCAGGAUAUGCUGCAGCCAAAGAUUCAUUGGUUUCAAGACAAUGCCAUGCCAAAACUGGGAGAGUUGUCAGUGAACCUCAUUGACAGGGCAAGUCUCAAACACAAUCCAAGACCAGGAAAGAUUAUUAUUUAUUAUAUUUGUGGCAACAGAAGUAAACAAGAAGUUCAUUCUGAUGUGCUAGAUGCCUCAUCAUGGAUCUUUCCCAUUGGAACAGUACUUAGGAUCAUUAGAGGAUGUUGGAUUUUUUAUGAGAAACCAAAGUUCCGGGGUCAAAAAUACGUACUGGAAGAAGGAGAGGCUGUGCUGGAUCACCUUUGGGAUCUUCCAGAUGUGAAACAUCAUCAAAGAAACCUCACAGUUGGUUCAAUCAAACACGUAACAAAGGACUGUGGCAUUCCAGAGGUGGAGUUCUGCCUGGCAGGUGGUAGUACAGAGGGACUUCCCAUCUGCAUACAGGGUGCAGUUGCCAAUUUAGAGGAACUGGAUGUUGAAAAAAACCCAUACAUAAGAGUCAAAUCAGGAGUAUGGCUUGCAUAUUCAGACUUGAAUUACAAGGGAGAGAUGACAGUUUUGGAAGAAUGUGGUUCACCCACUGAAAUUCCUUCAGCAGAUGUAAAAUCUCUGCGUCCCUUAAGAAUGGGUGGACUAAAGGUGCAAAUGCCAAUGAAUGUCAAGAUAAUUAUAUAUGAGAAAACCCACUUUGGAGGAUGGUCCAAAGAGUUUUCAGAAAAUGUCACUUCAGUCCCAGCACUGUUUGGUAGUGAAGAGGAGUUCCAGGAAAUUGGAUCACUACGUGUCAUUGGUGGAGUAUGGGUUGCCUAUGAUAAGGAGCGCUACAAAGGCCAUCAGUACUUGCUGGAGGAGGGAGAUUAUGAAGACAGACACUCCUGGGGGGGAGCUGACAGUGCCCUCCUGUCCUUCCGCUUCCUGCAGGCUGAUUUCAUGGAGUCUUCAGUGGCACUUUUUCAGUCUGAUGAUGAAGAUGGGAAAGCAUUUGACAUCGUCAAUGAAGACAUCCMUGAUUUGGAGCAGGCUGGAUUUGGCCCAGAGACAAAGUCGAUUCUUGUGAAAAGUGGAGUGUGGGUGGCAUAUCAACAGAAAUAUUUCUGUGGAGAACAAUAUGUAUUGGAGAAAGGAAAAUACAAAUGCUUCUUUGACUGGGGUGGAUCUAGUAAAACCAUCAUGUCAAUUCGACCUGUGAAGUUGGAGCCCCUUGGGAUGAAUGAGCCUCCACAUUUGCUCAAAGCUUUCAGUAAUACACAUUUCCAAGGAGCAUGUGUAGAUUUCACAGCRGAAGUUUCUGAUUUUACAUCAUUCAUACCAUGUUCUUUUAAGGUUCUCCGGGGAUGUUGGCUCCUGUGUUACAAAGGGGAAAUCACUGACAAUCAGUGUGUGCUGGAAGAAGGCCUCUACGUUGACCUCAGUUCCUGUGGCUGCCCCACUGCUACAAUCAAAUCCCUCAAGCCUAUUCAAUAUGUUUUUGCUGAGCCUUCCAUCAGUUUGUUCACCCUGGAAUGCUGCAAGGGCAGAGAGCUGCACUUCAGUGAACCAGUCAAUUCUGUUUUGAGUGAGGACCUGCAUUUUAACACCCAGUCCGUGUGGGUGAGAAGUGGAUUGUGGAUUGCUUACGAGGGAUGUAAUUUUUUAGGAAAGCAGUUUCUGUUGGAGCCCAGUGAGAUUUCAAACUGGAGUGRACACAGUGGCUGGAAAGCAAUUGGCUCCCUUCGUCCUGUGAAGCAGCCAGCAGUGUAUCUGAGAGUGAGGAACAGGGCCCAGGGGAAGUACCUGACCGUGGCUGGGAGCCUGGCAGACAUCAGGGCGACCUCGGUGUGCGUGGCCCCGCACAACAGCAACAACUCCCAGCUCUGGCACUACUGCCGGGGGCUCUUCAAAUCCAAGGCCAACAAUGCCUGUCUGGAUGUCAUUGGUGGCAGAGACGUGCCUGGGGUCAAAGUCGCCCUCUGGACAGAACAUGGGAAGGACAGGCAGAAGUGGAGACUCAACGAGGAUGGAACCAUCAGUUCAUACCUCAGUGAGCAACUGGUGCUUGAUAUUAAAGGAGGAAAUUAUUAUGACAAGAAUCACAUCAUUAUGAAUCAGCCAUUAGAAAACAAACCUUCACAGAAAUGGGAUAUUGAAAUAUUGUGAGUAAAACCCACCCCAUGGAUGGACUUUGUGUGAGCUACCAACAUCUACAGGGGGGAAAAAAAAAGAACCCAACUACUGAAGUCACACACCACUGGAAGCAUAAGCAGCAACUCCUCUCUAUUUUCCUUCAUGACAAGCACCAGCUCCUAAAAGAACUGAAUUUUGCACAAAUCUGGAAGAUGGGAGGUUGAUCCAAUGUCUCUCUGCAGGGAAGCUGAUUCUUCAGAGGCUGCUCCUGUGAAAGUCACCAUUGCUCUUCAUCUGAAAGGUAAAUGCAGAAGAGUAGGCAGAGGUUUUGCAGGAUGGGAAGUGCAAGAGCUAGCAGGGAAAAGGCUCUUCAGAAAUGCUGUCUUACUUUCCCCACACUCCUGGAAGCUCACUGAGGAGGGAAUGCACAGAGGAGCUUCAAGGAACUUGAGUUGGUCUUUCUUG
Molecule: messenger RNA, 7675 nt
Organism: Malurus melanocephalus (red-backed fairy wren)
Lineage: Eukaryota; Metazoa; Chordata; Aves; Passeriformes; Maluridae
Gene: CRYBG3
Product: crystallin beta-gamma domain containing 3
Exons: 22
Coding region: 65-7243 (2392 amino acids)
Biological process (GO): visual perception; lens development in camera-type eye
Molecular function (GO): structural constituent of eye lens
Source: RefSeq, a predicted model, not a curated record